Messenger RNA from Chelmon rostratus (copperband butterflyfish), 7960 nucleotides. Its product is annotated as girdin-like. Gene Ontology annotation, molecular function: microtubule binding; dynein light intermediate chain binding. The transcript has 36 exons. Lineage: Eukaryota; Metazoa; Chordata; Actinopteri; Chaetodontiformes; Chaetodontidae. The record is from RefSeq and is a predicted model, not a curated record. Gene Ontology annotation, cellular component: cytoplasm; centrosome. Gene Ontology annotation, biological process: cytoskeleton-dependent intracellular transport; cytoplasmic microtubule organization. The coding region runs from base 1 to 6078 and encodes 2025 amino acids.
AUGGAAAGCGAGGUUUUCACCCCUCUGCUGGAGCAGUUUCUGCUCACGCCUCUGGUUUGCUGGGUGAAGACAGUCGGCCAGGCGACAGUGACCGAUGGCACCAAAUUAUCGGAAUAUAUUGAAUUAGUGGAUGGGAUUUACCUGAACGAGAUUAUGCUUGAGAUAAAUCCAAAGGCCACGGUGCAGAGGACCAACAAGAAAGUGAACAAUGACCCCACAUUGCGCAUCCAGAACCUCUCUAUUCUCAUCAGGCAAAUUAAAGCCUACUAUCAGGAAACUCUCCAGCAGCUGGUGAUGAUGCCUUUGCCAAACGUGCUGAUACUGGGCCGGAACCCUCUCUCUGAGCAAGGUCUGGAGGAGAUGAAAAAACUGUUGCUCCUGCUGCUAGGCUGUGCUGUCCAGUGCGAGCAGAAGGAAGAGUACAUUGAGCGAAUCCAGACUCUCGACUUUGACACCAAAGCUGCCAUAGCAUCCCACAUCCAAGAGGUGACUCAUAAUCAGGAGAAUGUAGUGGACCUGCAGUGGUUGGAGAGUGGGGAAAUGCCUCCUGAGGACCUGGACAGCCUCUCCAGAAACCUGGCUUUCCACCUCAAGCACCUGGUGGAUGAGAGAGACACACAGUUGGAGACUAUAGUGGAGUUAACGCAGGAGAGAGACUGUGUACAGCUGUCUCCAUUGGCUCCCUGUCCAACCCAGUCUCCUGGUGACUCCCCCAGUAUGAGGAGGACUGAAAGCCGACAGCACCUCUCUGUGGAGUUGGCUGAUGCCAAGGCCAAAAUCAGACGUCUUCGUCAGGAACUGGAGGAGAAGAGUGAGCAGCUUUUGGACACCAGGCAGGAGCUUGAGAACAUGGAAGUGGAGCUCAAAAGACUUCAGCAAGAGAGCUACCAGUUGCUGUCGGACGCUCGGUCGGCUCGAGCCUACCGCGACGAACUAGAUGCACUCAGAGAGAAAGCGAUCCGUGUCGACAAACUGGAGAGCGAGCUGAGCCGAUACAAGGAGAAACUUCAUGACAUUGAGUUUUACAAGGCCCGAGUCGAGGAGCUAAAGGAGGACAACCAGGUCCUGUUGGAGACUAAGGCCAUGUUGGAGGAGCAGCUGGAUGCUAGCCGGACCCGGUCUGACAAACUGCAUCUCCUGGAAAAAGAGAAUCUGCAGCUCAAGUCCAAGAUCCAUGACCUGGAGAUGGAACGGGACAUGGACCGUAAGCGUAUGGAGGAGCUGCUGGAGGAGAACCUUGUGCUUGAGAUGGCCCAGAAACAGAGCAUGGACGAGUCCCUGCACCUGGGUUGGGAGCUGGAGCAACUAUCAAAGACACCAGAGCUGACCGAAGCCCCUCAGAAGUCACUGGGCGAGGAGGUGAAUGAGCUGACCUCGAGCCGCCUGUUGAAGCUGGAGAAAGACAACCAGACCCUGCUGAGGACGGUGGAGGAACUCAGAGGUGCAGCCAGUCAGGACACCGUGGUAAAACUGGCCAAGGUCAACCAGGAAAACCAGAGACUUAACCAGAAGUUAGAGCAGCUGGAGAGUGAACUGACAGCCGACAAAGAGUCACUCCGCAGCGCUGAGUCGCUCAGUACUGACCUGAUGAAGGAGAAGGCUUUACUAGAGAAGACUCUGGAAACGCUCAGAGAAAACUCUGAGAGACAGAUGAAGGGUCUGGAGCAGGAGAACAAGCACCUGGGCCAGACGGUGUCGUCUCUGCGGCAGCGAUGCCAGGUUGGUGCCGAAGCCCGGGUCAAGGAUGUGGAGAAAGAGAAUCGCGUUCUCCACGAGUCCAUCUGCGAGACAACUGGCAAACUCAAUAAGAUGGAGUUUGAGAGGAAACAACUGCGUAAAGAGCUUGAAGUGAUGAAGGAGAAAGGUGAGCGAGCAGAAGAGUUGGAGAUUCAGAUGCAGAAGUUGGAAAGGGACAACGAGAGCUUGCAGAAGAAAGUUGCCAGUCUUGGAAUCACCUGUGAAAAGGUGUCUUCCUUGGAGAAGGAGAACACAGAGCUUGAGGCUGAGGGCCGUCGUCUGAAGAAGAAGCUGGACACUCUAAAGAACAUGGCCUUCCAGCUGGAGGCUCUUGAAAAGGAGAACUCCCAACUGGAGCAGGAGAACCUGCAGCUUCGCCGAUCGGCUGAGAGUCUCCGGUCGGCGGGGGCUAAGGCCGCUCAGCUGGAAGCAGAGAACAGAGAACUGGAGAGCGAGAGGAAUCAGAUGAAGCGCAGCCUGGAACUGCUCAAAGCUUCGUCCAAAAAGACAGAGAGGUUAGAGGUGAGUUACCAGGGCCUAGAUACAGAGAACCAGCGCCUGCAGAAGGCCUUAGAGAACAGCAGCAAGAAGAUCCAGCAGUUAGAGGCAGAGCUGCAAGAGGUUGAGACUGAGAACCAAACCCUCCAACGCAACCUAGAGGAGCUCAAGAUCUCCAGUAAACGACUCGAGCAGCUGGAGCAGGAGAACAAGACUCUGGAGCAGGAAAGCUCCCAGCUAGAGAAAGACAAGAAGCUUCUGGAGAAAGAGAACAAGCGUCUGAGGCAGCAGGCCGAGAUCCGCGACUCAAAGCUGGAUGACAACAACCAGCGGAUCUCCACCUUGGAGAAAGAGAAUCGGACUAUGGGCAAGGAGAUGAUCUUCUUCAGGGACUCGUGCACAAGAGUGAAAGACCUGGAGAGAGAGAACAAGGAGCUGGUCAAACAGUCCACCAUUGAUAAGAAGACCCUCAUCACACUCAGAGAGGAGCUUGUAAGUGAGAAGCUGCGGACUCAGCAGAUGAAUAAUGAUCUGGAGAAACUGACCCAUGAGUUGGAGAAGAUUGGACUGAACAAGGAAAGGCUACUGCAUGACGAGAGCUCUGACGACAGAUUUAAGCUCCUGGAAACAAAACUGGAGUCGACUCUGAAAUCAUCCUUGGAGAUAAAAGAGGAGAAAAUCGCCGCGCUGGAGGCCAGACUACAGGAAUCCUCAAACCUCAACCAGCAACUUCGCCAGGAGCUCAAAACGGUGAAGAAAAACUAUGAGGCGCUGCGUCAGAGGGAGGAAGAGGAGAGGAUGGUGCAGAGCUCUCCCCCUAGAGGAGGGGAGGACCCUCAGACUGUUAGUAAAUGGGAGAAGGAGAGUCAUGAAGCCACCAGGGAACUGCUGAAAGUCAAAGACAGACUCAUUGAGGUGGAGAGGAAUAAUGCCACACUGCAGGCUGAGAAGGCAGCCCUGAGGAGCCAGCUCAAACAACUGGAAACUCAAAGCUCCAACCUGCAGGCUCAGAUAGUGGCCGUGCAGAGACAGACUGCUUCUUUACAGGAGAACAAUACGACACUACAGACGCAGAACGCCAAGCUGCAGGUGGAGAACUCCACCCUGAGCUCGCAGAGUGCAGCUCUCAUGGCCCAGAAUGCUCAGCUGCAGAGCCAGCAGAGCAGCGUGGAGGGUGAGCGUGAGGGAGCUCUGAAGGAGAAAGAGGAACUGAGGGCCACCUAUGAGCUGCUUCUCCGCGAUCAUGAGAAGCUGGCGGCGCUCCACGAAAGGCAGGCAGUCGAGUAUGAAGCCCUGAUCGGAAAGCACGGGGGCCUGAAGAGCUCCCACAAGAGCCUGGAGCAGCAGCACAGGGACCUGGAGGACAAAUACAAGCAGCUCCUGCAAAGGAAGGGGGAGCUGGAAGAGUUGGAGAAAAAUCUGAAGGAGCAGCAGGAAAAAAUGGCGCUGGAGAACCAAACGCACCAAGCCACAGCUGACCAGUACAAACUGCUCAAAGAGGAAAAUGAUAGACUGAACACUACUUACCGUCAGCUGGUGAAGGACAACGAGAAUCUCCAGCUGGACCAUAAGAACGUAAAGACCCAGCUGAACAGCGCCAAACUGGACCAGACCAAGCUGGAGGCUGAAUUCUCUAAACUGAAGGAGCAGUACCAGCAGCUGGACAUCACCUCCACCAAACUCACCAACCAGUGUGAGUUGUUGAGCCAGCUGAAAGGAAACCUGGAGGAGGAGAAUCGUCACCUGUUGGACCAGAUCCAGACUCUGAUGCUACAGAAUCGCACACUGCUGGAGCAGACCAUGGAGAGCAAGGACCUGUUCCACGUAGAGCAAAGACAAUAUAUAGACAAGCUGAAUGAGCUGAGGAGACAGAAAGAGAAGUUGGAGGAGAAGAUCAUGGACCAGUACAAGUUCUAUGACCCCUCACCUCCGCGCAGGCGUGGCAACUGGAUCACUUUGAAAAUGAGGAAGCUGAUCAAGCCGAAGAGUCGGGAGAGGAUGCGCUCUCUCACGCUGACUCCCUCUCGUUCAGAGUCUGGUGACGGUUUCAUGGCCUUUCCCCCGGACAGCCAGGACAGCUCAUCCAUAGGCUCUGGCUCCAACUCGCUGGACGACACACUCACACAAAAGAGGAGCAGCACUAUAAAAAGGUUGCCUUUCAUGAGGAACAGAUCCAAGGACAAAGACAAGGCCAAGGCCAUCUACCGGCGCUCCAUGUCAAUGAACGACCUGCUGCAGAACUUGGCGGUGGCAGGCGGUCCCGGGGCUCAGUGGGCGGGCAGCAUCGAGAACCUCGAUGGUGCGGAGACCGGAGAUGCCGGCAUGACGGGCAGCAGCAGGCGUGGCGGACAGCGCAUGAAGGAGCUUGCUCUUUCCACCAAUGCCAUCGACUGUGCUGCCCUCACCCUGCCCUCUGCGGGGCACAGCAGGGCAAAACUCCGGCUUCAGGUCAAAGAUAAUGCCUCCUGUGAGGAUGUUGCCAGCUCCUUAGAUGACCCCAAGAGUCAAGGCCUGCAGGUGUAUAGCAGUGCUCUGGCUCUGUGUCCUUCUCCUGUUGAGCUGAGCGUUAUGUGCAGAGUACCCUGUAACAUCUGUACCUCCAGACCCACCAGUCUCCAUAGCAACAGGACCACCAGUAGUAAUAGUAACAAUAACUCCCAUCUCACUUCUCCUCUGGAGGGCAAAGGCACGUUGAACGGCAGCCUCAGCAGGCCUCACAGUGAGAGCAGCGGAGAGUUCAGCCUGAGUUUGGACCAGGAGGUGUGGUCCAGCAGCGGCAGCAGCCCCGUCCAGCAGCCCACCGCCUCGCGCUCCUCUCACCAGAGCCCCCUGCAGCUGCGCAGGUCCCUGGACCCGUCCACCAUCGCAGGCAGCCCCGGCCAGGCCCAGACCAGGAGCAGCGAGGUGCUGUCCCUGCAACAGUUCCUGGAUGAGGGCAUUGAUCCUGCAGAGUCUGGGAGUCAGGAGAACCUCACUGUAGACUCCCCUCGCCUCUCCACUUCUUCUGAGCAUGUGCAGAAAGAGCGCACCUCCACAAAGGGCCGCGGCAUAUUACGCUCCUCCAGUGGGAAAGCGGCGCCGGUCAGCUCUGAUCGCCCGCCAAGAUCCACUGGACAACCGGGUCGCCCCACACUGCGCAAGGCGGAGAGCACCCGUGUGAGGGGCUCCGUCCCGGUCCGCUCCAGUCUAUCCUCACAGGGCAAAGCCACGUCCGUCUCCGAACGCCUGGACUCCGCCUCCUCCACGCUGCCUCGGGCCAGCAGCGUCAUCUCCACCGCCGAGGGCACCACGCGCCGCACCAGCAUCCACGACCUGCUCUCAAAGGACAACCGGCAGCCAGUGUCCGUCGACGCUGCUCCUCCCGUCACCUCCACCAAGGCUGGGGUACGCUCCCAGCCCACACCCAGUGAGUACCACCCCAACACCACCAACCUAAAGGGACCCCUUACCACCACCACCUCCCCCCUGCCCAAGUCAGUCAGCUUACCCUGCCAUAGCUUGGAGGAUCCCGACCUCUCCACCCUCGAGUCUUUCCUCGGCCCUUCCUUCACUGUAGAGUCUGUGUUCAUGGACUCCAUCUUUAGUGAGUCAGCGGGCAAAAGCCUCCCCUUCCUGUCUCUAAACCCCACCCUAGUCAGCAACAUCAGCGGGCCCCCUGUUACAAAUAAAACACACCCUCCUCCAGUCCCGAACCAGGCCCCUCACAGCCAACCAAAGGGCCAGAUGAGAUCCGGCCCAGCCAAUCUGAAAGAGGGCGUUGAUCCGACUCGUGUCAAUAAUUCUGACCAAUCACUGACCCCGGAGGACAGCCAGUCUCUGUGGUAUGAGUACGGGUGUGUGUGAUUGACAGGGAGGCUCUGGCUUGCUGAUCUUCCUGCCAGACUUCACUUAAAGAGGGGAGAAUGACAGGAUGGAUAAGCGACAAAUCCUCGUCCUCUGCAUGUAUUUAUUCGAGCACUAUCUCUCUCUCUGUGGUGUGUUUGUUUCAUUCUUUUCUGUUGCCACGGUGCUGAUCGGUGAAUCUGUUUUGUUUUAUCAUUAUUUUUCUCUGCCUUGUUCUUUUCUCUGAGGUGGGAUUUUGAUUAAUGUUCUUCCGUCCAACGUUCUAACAUGUUAUUGUUUCCUCAUCAAAUCCGUUUCACUUGCUAACAUUACACUAUUAUCUGCAGUCUAUGCAUCACAGUUAAAGCUCAGCGUUUCUGCUCACAGCUGACGUCUUAAAAAAAGCAGUGAGUAGAAAUGCUGGACAUUCAGUUAAUCUGUCACCAGGAUCCUGCAAAUGUCAGAAAUAGUUGUCUCUGAUAGAGAGCAAAGCAUUGUGGGACAGAUCUUGUAUUAGAGCAAUUGCUUCAUUACAAAUCCAAAUGAAAAAUGUUCAGUGUGUCAGAUAAUAGAUUCACUUUCCACUUCCUGUUUGUUCUGAUGUUUCGAUGUGUGGGGGAGUGUUUUUUUUCACUGCUUUGAACUCAGUUGCUUCAUCCACUAAAUUGCACGGCUUCGUUCUGUCACGCUCAUUUUGAUUGCUGUGAUCAAAAUGUGAUGGUUUUGUUUUGUUUUGUUUUAUUUUUGGUGUGGAAUGUUUGUUUUUGUACAUUGGACACCUUAUCUGUAUUUUCUUUUACAUAUGUAUUAACUGGAUUAUUUGCUCUGGUAAGUCCUAACUGACCUUUUGGGGCUGGUAACAAAAUGAUGAAGCUUCAUUCCCAAAAUGAGCCGAGGGAAGUUACAGGUGGUUGAGUGAAAGUUGACAGUGAGGGUAGUGGAGGAGGCUGGUUAUUAUAUUUUAGUUUUAGGCAGCUGUUGGUCAAGUUAUUGAAACAGGAAGUUAAAGCAGGAAGUUGAAGAGUUUUCAGUGGCUUGUUUUGUGAAUGAAGUUUCUUUUGGUGCCUGGAAACUUUGAUAUGCUCAUCCCGACGCACCACAACUUGAGGAUGGAUAAUAUUUGAUUAUAUAUUUCAGACUGACAAGAUCUUGUACAGAUUGUUGUAAUCAUUAAGUUAUAAUCAAAGACGAGCACUGCUUCAUGUGCCAAUACUAGUCCUACUGUCCGCCUCUAGAUCCUUAUUUAUUUAUGCUUUUGUACUCUGUUCUUGCUGUUUUGAAGUUGCUUUAUUGUAUUUAUCUUAAUUUACAGUAUCUGCAGGUGUGAAGUCAAUGAAAAUGUUCUCAUCACUGCUUCCAGAUGUAACAUAAACGUUGCCUUUGUCCUACAGAUGUGGAGGGCAGAAAGUCUAAAAGCAGGAGCGGGGAGCCGCAGCAAAGCUGCUAAACCCCGCCCCCACCACCCUCGUCUGUCUGCUACCAUGCUGUGAGCGCGUGGUGAGUGCGUGCUGCUCGAGCGGGAGGAAUGGGGUGGGGUGGGGUCGUUCAGUCUUGUCUCCAUGGGAACCUAAAACGUCGUGUAACAGAUGUCCUCCAUCCUGCCGUGCACUUGCUUCCCCUGCUCUCUUAGCCCACCCCCACCCUCCCUCCCUCCUCGCUGCCCUGUUUGUCGCCCCACCGUCCCCGUGGUGCCAAACGCCUGUUCACAGAGCCUGACGGGACCCUGGUCUGCAUGGCAUAUGGGCCACGUUGCUCUGAGUGGACGAACGCUUUGCCUGUUUGUGUCAAAUCCCAAAUCCCCCAACAAGAGGAGUUCCAGGACUCCUGCACCUCGCCGUAUCCCUCCACCAUGACGCUUCUUGUGCUGUCGGUGAAGGUGACUGCUGAGUGUUUCCUGCUGGUG